Molecule: messenger RNA, 150 nt
Organism: Phytophthora sojae
Lineage: Eukaryota; Oomycota; Peronosporomycetes; Peronosporales; Peronosporaceae
Exons: 1
Source: RefSeq, a predicted model, not a curated record
ACGAAAAGCGCUCCUUGCAUGUAUGACGAAGAUGGCGAAAGAGUGUAUGUUAUUCGAGCGCUACUGGACCAGCUUCGCCAAGGUGGACGCAAGCAGUACCUCUGCUCAUGGGUGGCCCUGCCUGAAAGCGAGAACUCCUGGGAGUUCGAA